GCGUUGGUUGGAAUGGUGAACCCGGACGACCUCAUCCAGCCCGCGUCCAAGCGGGAGAACACCCUCGAGGAAUACGAUGCCAGCUGCACCGUCCUGCAGGAGGAGGCCCGGGACGGCCGCAACCGGAGGCUCUUCCGGAAGGACACCUACAACGAGCGGGCCGCCGAGGAGGUCUACCUGCCGAUCCUGAUCGUCCCGGGGGUCGCCUCGAGCGGCCUGUACGUCAAGGAGUCGUGCCUGGACAAGAAAUUCGAGGGGGAGCGCCUCUGGAUGAACGCGGCCUUUCUGGCAAAGGCACGGCUGAACAACAAGGUCAUCAACAAGGACGCGGUGGAGCGAUCGAGGGGGGGGUCCUCGAAGAGCCCGCAGCGAAAUCCCAAGCCAAGGGCCGAGGCCGAGACCGAGACAAAGACGAAUUCCCCGAGGCCGAGGGACAGUGUCUUCAACCCCUUCUCCAGCGAGGGCAAGACCGAGGCCAAGAACAAGCUCAGGGCGAUGAACCCCUUUGCGGGAAACGGGACACUCGACGCGGUCACCGAGAAAAUCGACGUGGUGUCCGGGGCCCUCUUUGAGAUCAAGGACAUGGUCAAGGAAGCCGUGCAGGACGAGGGCGACGGGGCAGGCAACGAUCAAAACGGCGAGUUCCAAACCAACGGGGACGACGAGGAACACAAGAGUGCCUUUCGAAAGGCCGAGGAAGAAAUCGCGAUCAAAAACACCUGGAUCCAGCACAUUGCCCUGGCCAAGAACAUGGUCGACGAGAAACCCGGGUACGAAGUGAGGGCCUACGACGGGGUGAGUGAGUGAGGCGGCGCGGGUUUGCGGGUCCCCGUUCCGUGUUGCGUUGUGUUGUGUUGUGUUGUGUGGUGUUGUGUUGUGUUGUGUGUACGGCGUGAUGGAUCGAGAAGGACGGACGCUCACCCAUUGGAAUUCGUCGGUCGGUUUGUUUUGCUUUGUUUUGUUUUUGGCCGGUUGAACUGUUGUGUUUGUUGUUGUUCUGCAACAGCUCGCCGGGGUCGAAUACCUCGUGGACAGCGCGAUCGAGAAAACAGCUGGCUUUGUCAUGGGGCCGCUCGUCGAAUACUGCACUACGGUCAUGGGCUACGAACGACACGUUAGCAUCGAUGCGAUGCCCUAUGAGUAAGUKCGACAACUUUUUUGUGUGUGUGGCCCGGCUGGGAUUGCAGCGGCGGCCCGGUAGCUGCGGGUGCCGUGCCAUCCGGAAGGACGAAUCGAACGACACCAUUUCCAGGGGUCUCACUCACGGUGGUUUUUGCGUGCCGGUCUGCAACCCUGUCUUUUUUCACUGGCGUUGCGCGUUGCCUUUCGAUAGCUGGCGGCUGGCCCCCUCCAUCAACGAAAAGCGCGACGGCUACCUGACCAAGAUGAUCGAACGCAUCGAAAAAAUGUACAGAGACAACGACGACCUCCCCGUCGUCCUCAUCUGCCACUCCAUGGGUGCCAAGAUGGGGCACUACUUUCUCAACUUUGUCCUCCACGCAAAGGGCAAGGAGGACGGCCGGGCCUGGCUGGACAAGCACAUCCACACCUUCAUGCCGGUGGGAGCCCCGCACGGAGGGGUCGGCUGCGCGGUCCGCUGCGGCCUCACCGGGGCCGGYCUCAACGAAACCGUCGACACGCUGGUGGGGAACGUCUCGGACGGGCUCAUCAUGUACAGAUCGUGGAGCUGCGGGAACUGGCUCAUGCCGAGGAUGCUCCCGGCCGGGGUCUUUCCGACGUGCAUCGUGCGGAGGGAGGGGGAGCUGGGACUGACCGUCGCCUCGGAGAUCGAGGUCACCUCGCUCUUUGCGAUGCGGGAAAAGAAACCCAAGGAGCUCCGGCUGACGGUGAUCUUUCGCGGGAGGAUCCGGGCCCACAGCGAUUACUACCCGGUGCUGGUGGACGACGACGAGCGCAUGGUCGUCGCCUUCCACGAGAGCUUUUACAUGGCCGUCCCGUACCUCGGAAGCGACGACGACGAAACCAGCAACUCGAUCGGGGAGCUCGUCUUUUACCUGGAGGAGCCGGCGGGCCGGGUCAACCAGAACAAGUCCGACCUCCACAAGAAGUUCUCCCAUGCGACGCGCUGGGCCCGGGGCAUAAAGAAAAAGGCCUCCAAGUUCGCCCUGAACUUUGCCAAGCGGUUUGGAACGGUAUUGCGGGUGGCGGCAUGCGAGAACCCACUGGUGCUCAGCGUCUCGGACUUUGAGGGGGUCGAAACGGACAGAGGCUCGGCUCUGGCAAAUUCCGGAUCGAGCUCGAACACGACGCUGCUGGCGGGGGACUUUCAGCUGGAAAGCACCAUUCCGAUGGUGGGCUGCAUCCGCCAGAAGGAAUCCUCCGACGUCAUCGAGUACAGCGAUUCCGAGGACGAAGAAGACCACGGAGGCCACCACCAGCACCACCACCACGAUCCCUCCGGACACUGCAAGGAGGCCAUCGGUUCGAUUUCCGUAAGGGUGAGCUACAGCCCCCCGCCGGUGCCGACCGGCUUGGAGCCCUCGGCGGCGCCGAUUGCGAUGGUCAACGAGGCCACGCCCGAUCCACCGAUGAAGUGCAAGAAGCACAAGCACAACACGAUUUCCCACGAAAAGGUGGUCUACGACGUCUGGAACGGAACCGACGUCUUUCGGGCCGACGGCUUUGUCGAACCCAUGUUCGAUCUCGUCGAAAACGUCUACGAGGCGGACCCCGUCGGGCCCACGAAAGAAUCCUCGAUGGACGCGGCGCCCCCCGUGAACUGCCUGCGGUCGAUCUACGGGAUCAACACCGAUACGGAGGCCGGAGCCAUCUACCGGAAGGUCCCCAUCGUGACGGUCGGGGACAACGAGGCCGAUUGCCGGUACACGCUGGACACCUCGGCGACCUUUCCCACGAUGAACGAGCUCUUUUACGACAAGGACACCCGGCCCGAUCCGUGGUCCAAGAAGCACCUGCACGGCUACAAGCUCGAGGGCGGCAUCGUCUACGAGACCCCAAAGACGCUGCAGACGGUCCCCGGCCAGGAGAAGCCCCGCAGGGUCUGCGGCGACGGAACGGUCCCGUACUGGAACAUGGUCCACGCCCUGACCUGGAAGGACCGGGUCGGCGAGCUGACCGUCGACGAGCUGGACGGGGCCACCCACCGGGGCAUCGUGGCCGACGAGCGGUUCUUUGGCCUCGUCAAGCGAUACUGCAGGGUCAUCGAUCCCCGGGCCAACGCGAUGAUGCUCAUGAAGAAACAGGUCGACAGUGCCGGCAAGGGCAUCGGAUCGCUCGGGAAGUCCAUCGCGGACCGCCUUUGCCUUUCGGGCAAAAGCUGCGAGGCGAUCGAGGAAUAAGGGCAAGGAACGACGCAACAAACAGCGCGGAUGGAAACCCCGGCGCGGCUUCCACGGUGCGGAGGAAAGGGUAUACGAAACGAGAAACGACCGGCAGCGAAUCCAUCGGAACGGAAUGCAUUGCACGCAGUGAAAAGAAACACGGAAUGGCUUCCAGGGUGUGAACGAAACAGAACACGAAAGCAGAAGCAUCCAGCAGGCGUGGGAGAAGAAACUUUGAAACCAGAA
Molecule: messenger RNA, 3548 nt
Organism: Pseudo-nitzschia multistriata
Lineage: Eukaryota; Bacillariophyta; Bacillariophyceae; Bacillariales; Bacillariaceae
Source: the annotation of a GenBank genome assembly